This is a messenger RNA of Miscanthus lutarioriparius, 1359 nucleotides long. The record is from the annotation of a GenBank genome assembly. NCBI's taxonomy places the organism in Eukaryota, Viridiplantae, Streptophyta, Magnoliopsida, Poales, Poaceae.
AUGGCGGCCUCGCCGGCCCGGCCGCGGCCGCGGCGCCUCGUCCUCCUCACCCUCGCGGCGGCCAGCGGCGUGGCGGCCGACGGCUCCGACCACCGGUACAAGAUGAACGAGCCCGUCCCGCUCUACGCCAACAAGGUCGGCCCCUUUCACAAUCCCAGUGAGACAUAUCGUUACUUCGACCUGCCUUUCUGCUCUCCUGAGAAAGUGAGGGAGAAGAGUGAGGCCCUUGGCGAGGUCCUCAAUGGGGAUCGGUUAGUUGAUGCGCCUUACAAGCUUGAUUUCCGUUUCGAAGUUGAGUCCAAGGCGGUUUGCUCAAAGAAGCUUACCAUAGAGGAUGUAGUGAAGUUCCGGAAUGCAGUAGCUAAGGACUACUACUUCCAGAUGUACUAUGAUGAUCUCCCACUGUGGGGGGUUCCUUGCAACAAUCCUCAUGCAGUAUUGAAGAAUGAUUUUGUCAAGUAUGCUCAUGAUGAAGAAGCAGCUGAUGACCAGGAAGAGUCUGGAUGGAAGUAUAUCCAUGGUGAUGUCUUCCGGUUCCCAAAGAAUAAGUCGCUAUUUUCCGCUGCUCUUGGCACAGGAACUCAACUAUUUGCCCUCACAACCUUUAUAUUCCUUCUUGCACUUGUUGGAGUAUUCUACCCUUACAACCGUGGUGCACUAUUUACUGCAUUGGUUGUCAUCUAUGCACUCACUUCAGGAAUUGCUGGAUACAUUGCUACCUCUUUCUAUUGUCAGCUGGAGGGGACAAACUGGGUGAGGAACUUGCUAUUGACAGGAUGCCUGUUCUGUGGACCUCUCCUCCUGACAUUUUGCUUCUUGAACACUGUUGCUAUUGCUUAUAGUGCAACAGCAGCAUUGCCCUUUGGCACUAUCUGUGUCAUUGUGCUCAUCUGGACCUUGGUCACAUUUCCUUUGCUUGUUUUGGGAGGUAUUGCUGAUGGCAAUGGCUGGGUUUUGCCUUUCAGUGCCAUAUACAUCGAGCUAUACUACAUCUUUGCUAGUGUUUGGGGCCACAGGAUUUACACAAUCUACAGCAUUCUGUUUAUUGUCUUUAUCAUCCUCCUUAUUGUCACUGCAUUCAUCACUGUUGCACUGACAUACUUCCAGCUUGCUGCUGAAGACCAUGAGUGGUGGUGGAGGUCAUUCCUAUGCGGAGGAUCAACUGGAUUUUUCGUGUAUGGCUACUGCCUGUACUACUACUAUGCGCGAUCAGAUAUGUCUGGCUUCAUGCAGACAUCUUUCUUCUUUGGCUACAUGGCCUGCAUCUGCUAUGCAUUCUUCUUGAUGCUUGGGAUGGUGGGCUUCCGUGCGGCCUUGUUCUUUGUCCGCCACAUAUACAAAUCUAUCAAGUGUGAGUGA